UUGGUUGGACGUUUUGCAUCCUGAUCGCUGAUUGGGCGACACGCUGCGAGGCAGGGAGAUGUUAGUGAGGCCGCCGCUGUGGAAGGGAAAGCGGAGUAGGAGGUGCGGCGGGGGCCGGUUGAGGUUAUGGCUCCGUGCUACUGAAGCGGUGGGGGAGCCGGGAUGGCGCGGAGCCCCGGGGAGGACAGCGUGUCUCCCUCCGCUAGCCUGCGUGGAACCAGGGAGACCCUCAGCGACCCGGAACUCGAGUCUAUCGGCUCAGACUCCGAGAUUAACGGGUUCACUGCGGAGAGGAGGACGGAUAAGUACGGUUUCCUGAUCAAGUCUGAGACCAGCGAAGGCCCAGACCAGGAAUUGCCAGUUGAAGUGUUACGACAGAGAGAAGCCAAAUGGCUGGACAUGUUGUUAAACUGGGACAUAUGGAUGGCAAAAAGACACAAGAAGAUAAAGCUGAGAUGUCAGAAGGGAGUUCCGCCUUCAUUGCGUGGGCGCGCCUGGCAGUACCUUUCGGGGAGCAGAGUGAAGAUGGAUCAGAACCCCCACAAAUUUGCUGAGCUGGACUCAUUGGCAGGUGACCCCAAAUGGGUGGAUGUCAUAGAAAGAGACCUUCACAGACAGUUUCCUUUCCAUGAAAUGUUUGUUGCCCGCGGGGGUCAUGGGCAACAAGAUCUCUUCCGGGUACUAAAAGCUUACACUCUGUAUCGGCCAGAUGAAGGAUACUGUCAGGCCCAAGCACCUAUUGCAGCCGUGCUGCUUAUGCAUAUGCCGGCAGAGCAAGCAUUCUGGUGUUUGGUGCAGAUCUGUGAGAAGUACCUUCCAGGAUAUUACAGCGAGAAACUGGAAGCAAUUCAGUUGGAUGGAAGGAUCUUGUUUUCGCUGCUACGUAAAGUGUCUCCUGUAGCCUACAAGCAUCUGAGCAAGCAGAAGAUUGACCCUAUCUUGUACAUGACGGAGUGGUUCAUGUGUGCGUUUUCACGGACCCUUCCCUGGAGCUCUGUCUUGCGUGUGUGGGACAUGUUCUUCUGUGAAGGUGUGAAGAUUGUCUUCCGGGUAGCGCUUGUUCUUCUGAAGUAUUCACUUGGUUCCUCUGAAAAGCUCAAAUCCUGUCAGGGCCAGUAUGAGACUAUGGAGAGUCUACGGGCAAUUGACCCAAAAUACAUGCAUGAAAGUUUUCUUAUACCUGAGAUUGUGGAGUUGACAGUUACAGAGCGGGAUGUGGAACGUGAACAUCUAAUACAACUAAAGAAGUGGAAGGAAGAAUAUGGAGAACUGCAAUGCAAAUCACCUUCGCGCAUGCAUGGGGCGAAAGCCAUCAGAGAUGCUGAGCCAUUGGGCCAUAAGCCUCUUAAGCACUCUCCGUCCAUCAUCCUUCCAUCUACCAUAAGCUCUAGGAAGAAGACAAAGGAGCAGAAACAGGAAGAGAAAGAGCAAGAAAAGCAGCGGGCUAAGGAGAUGAAAGAGAGAGAAAAGAUGGAGAAGGAGAAAAAGAGGCUUGAAAAGAAGAAGAGUAAAGGCAAAGAUGACCAAUCGAAUGGGGCUGUAAAAGAGGAAAAUGGUGAUGGAGGGACCAGAGAUCUCCGGCAGGAACCGGUACAGCCUUUGUUGGCUAAAGUAACCCAAAAGGACUCUCUAAAUGUGCACCAGUCCAGUGAGAGCUUGUGCUCCAAAGAGAGUGAAGACACCUAUUUAUAACUUCCACUUGGAGAAAUGGUUACCACAAAUCCCACUCACCUGUGUGCUUUGAGUCCUUCAACCCUAGUACUAGAGAUGCUUCAAAGGCAGAAACAUCUCUUGUAAUUGCUGCAUCACAGAUGUAUUGGAUACAAAUAAGUAGAGACAAUUCAGAAACCAGCCUUAUUAAUCAGAUGGAUAAUGACAUGAAUUUUUGUGAUUUGUCUCCAAGUUUCAUUCUUUGUAUUUACAAAAGUCGUCAUUGCUUAGAGAUCACAAAACAUCCAUUAUGUGUUCCUGUCUGCGAGUCUUUGCUGGUAACAGACUGGAGCAGUUAGAAAUACCAUCCAGUAUAGGCUGCAAGGGAUCCUUUCUGUAUUAUGACUCAUGUCGGUAUAAGAGUGCGGAGUAUGCGCCAUGUGCUCUGUUCCAUUCCAGAUGUUUUGCUGCUGAAAGCAGAAUGUCUUCUACUAUGCACAACAAGUUCAUUGUUUCCUACGUACAUGGGACCAACCAGAGAAAUGCAACUGACAGACACUCUUCCUCUACCCCACAGACACUCUUUGUACCAAUAAAUGGAUUAAAGGAGUAUGAAUUUUGUUAUAUAGCCCAACACAAUGGAGUGUCUGUUUAGUUUCUUCUCUCUCUUAUUAGAUCCUGUACAGGAAGAGAGAUAUUGAUGUUUGCAUCUCGGGUCUCUGCAAGAGGUUCUGGGAAUGAACUAUAUGCCAUUACCUGACCAACCAACACUAUCCCUCCCCCUGAUGCUAUAGGAGGGGCUUGUAUUACACAGUGUAUUAUAAAGUUACACUAAACACAGCCAAGCAGGAAUAUUUAUUUAUAAUAGCUGUUGCAAAAAUAAAAAUAAAGAUGCUUGCCAAUAUUUAGAUUACAAUGAAA
Messenger RNA from Pseudophryne corroboree (corroboree frog), 2571 nucleotides. RefSeq names its product TBC1 domain family member 10A (gene TBC1D10A). Bases 163 to 1692 code for a protein of 509 amino acids. The record is from RefSeq and is a predicted model, not a curated record. Lineage: Eukaryota; Metazoa; Chordata; Amphibia; Anura; Myobatrachidae. The transcript has 9 exons.